Molecule: messenger RNA, 960 nt
Organism: Aphanomyces invadans
Lineage: Eukaryota; Oomycota; Saprolegniomycetes; Saprolegniales; Verrucalvaceae
Exons: 2
Coding region: 1-960 (319 amino acids)
Molecular function (GO): nucleic acid binding
Source: RefSeq, a predicted model, not a curated record
AUGAACGAGGAGAGUUUGCCUGAGAAAUUCGUGAAAUUGGCACUUCCCGUGGACUUUGAGUUUAUGCAAGACAAUGCACCGAUCCACAAGACGAAGAUUGUGCAAGAUUUCUUUGAUGAAAUCGCAUUUUACAUACUGACUCAUCCACCGCUGAGUCCCGACUUGAACCCCAUUGAACAUGUGUGGGAGUACAUGUACAAGUGCUACGCCAAACUCAACCUCGCACGUCUAUACGAAGUCGACGCCACGGGCCAGGACGCGAGCAACAAGGCCGAAAACUUCAACAAGGCCGACGGGGUCUGGUCGGCACCCGUCUCGAGCUCCCGUGAUGGCGUGAACACGACCACGUACACGUACUCGACGGUCGUCGCGGUCGGCAAGCCCAAAGACGCCAAGACCGCGCAGUUCAACAUGACGGCCGUCGUGUACGAUACGAACGGCACGGCUUGGAACGGGAACCAGACCGUCAAUGUGGCGGCGGGCGCCAUCAAGUUUAGCAUCUCGCUCGGCCCGUGGCCGUUCCUGGCCGACACGAACAAGCUCCGGUUCGGCGUCCGCGUCGAGACGAAGAGCAAGAACGAGACAACGCCCAAGAGCAAGGGCGAGAAGCACGAGGGAAAGCGCGACCCAAAGAACGGCAAGAUCGAUCGCAUGGACCUGGGCGACACCAUGUACCUGGACUCUCCCGCGCAGGCCGUCGUCGACGGCGCGAACGUUGAGAUCUGGUCCAACGUGGACGCGUCGCCGGACGGCGCGAUCGUCCAGUGGGAGUUCCCGCACUACACCAACACGCUGUACUACGACCCCGUCCUGGGGUCCACAGAUCCGACGGUGACCGAUACGGGGGCCACCACCCCAGUGCCUACGACGUCGAAACCCAACGAUGUUGCAUCAACGUCGUAUGCAGCCGUGUGGGCAAUGACAGUCUGUGCCGCCAUAGUUGCCACGGCGGGCUUGUAA